CAGGGCGUGGCUUCCCGCAGCCCCGGGGAGCCCGGCACCCUUUUCCCGGGGUUUGCACCGGCCCUGGCAGUGCCUCGGCGGACGUCGGGAGGAGAGGGGCUGCGGGAGACCAGCCUGUGGGCCUUCCAAGUCCGGAGUGGGUUCCAGCCCCAAGCCGCUGCGACCCGACCACCCUGGCUCCGGCCUCGAUGCUUAUCAGGAAAGCCAACUUCAAAAGCCGAUAGAAAUGAAUAGCACUAAAAACCUCCCUGGGACCUAUGACUAUGAUCUUAUCAUCAUUGGAGGAGGAUCUGGAGGACUGGCAGCUGCUAAGGAGGCAGCCAAGUAUGACAAGAAGGUAUUAGUCUUGGAUUUUGUCACUCCAACUCCUCUUGGAACUAGAUGGGGUCUUGGAGGAACGUGUGUCAAUGUGGGGUGCAUACCUAAAAAAUUGAUGCACCAAGCAGCUCUGUUAGGGCAAGCCCUAAAAGACUCAGGCACCUAUGGAUGGAAAGUUGAAGACACGGUUCAACAUGACUGGGAAAAGAUGACAGAAGCUGUACAGAAUCAUAUUGGUUCUCUGAACUGGGGCUACAGAGUAGCUCUCCGGGAGAAAAAAGUAACUUAUGAGAAUGCUUAUGGGAAGUUCGUUGGUCCUCAUAGGAUUAAGGCAACAAAUAAUAGAGGCAAAGAAAAAAUUUAUACAGCAGAGCGAUUUCUCAUUGCAACUGGAGAAAGACCACGAUACUUGGGCAUCCCUGGUGACAAAGAUUACUGCAUCAGCAGUGAUGAUCUUUUCUCCUUAUCCUACUGCCCGGGUAAGACCCUGGUGGUUGGAGCAUCCUAUGUUGCUUUGGAAUGUGCUGGAUUCCUUGCUGGUAUUGGUUUGAAUGUUACUGUGAUGGUACGGUCCAUUCUUCUGAGAGGAUUUGACCAAGAUAUGGCCAAUAAAAUUGGUGAACACAUGGAAGAACAUGGUAUCAAGUUUAUAAAACAGUUUGUACCAACUAAAAUUGAGCAAAUUGAAGCAGGAACACCAGGACGACUCCGGGUAAUAGCUAAGUCCACUAACAGUGAAGAGACCAUUGAGGGAGAGUACAAUACGGUGUUGUUGGCAAUAGGAAGAGACUCUUGUACAAGAAAUAUUGGCUUAGAAACCGUGGGAGUGAAGAUAAAUGAAAAGACUGGAAAAAUUCCAGUCACAGAUGAAGAGCAGACCAACGUGCCUUACAUCUAUGCCAUUGGUGAUAUAUUGGAGGGAAAGCUGGAGCUCACACCAGUGGCUAUCCAGGCAGGCAGAUUGCUGGCUCAAAGGCUUUAUGCUGGCUCCACUGUGAAGUGUGACUAUGAAAAUGUUCCAACAACUGUUUUCACUCCUUUGGAAUAUGGCUCUUGUGGGCUUUCUGAAGAGAAAGCUAUAGAGAAAUUUGGGGAAGAAAAUAUUGAAGUUUACCAUAGUUUCUUUUGGCCAUUGGAAUGGACACUUCCAUCAAGAGAUAACAAUAGGUGUUAUGCAAAAGUAAUCUGCAAUCUUAAAGACAGUGAACGUGUUGUAGGCUUUCAUAUCCUGGGUCCAAACGCUGGAGAAGUGACCCAGGGCUUUGCAGCUGCACUCAAGUGUGGGCUGACCAAAGCACAACUGGACAGCACAAUUGGAAUCCACCCUGUCUGUGCAGAGAUAUUCACAACGUUGUCCGUGACCAAACGCUCUGGGGGAAACAUCCUCCAGACCGGCUGCUGAGGUUAAGCCCCAGUGUAGAUGCUCUUGCCAAAACUGCAAACCACUGACUUGUAUCCUUGCCCACAUCCAAGGUGAAGUCUUCAGAAAGUCUCUUGGCACUUGUGCAGGGUGCUGCAUGUACUGGCUCCUGAGGCCUGGGGUUUCCGGGCAGGAGGUGGUGAGUGGAAGGCAAGCAGCGUCACACUGGGGUCACCGUAACGGACUCAAGCUGACUCUCGGCAGUGCAUCAGAGGGAUGCGUCCAUGAAGUCACCAGCCUCAAGCCCAAGGGGUGGGCAGUGAUGGACCAGCUGCCGACUCAGUUCAGCAUGGCCUUUUCUUCAUAGGUUUUCUUACUCUCAUUUUCAAGCUAGUGAAUGUUGAUUAUAUGUUUCUCUUUUCUCCAGGGGGUUAAUGAUUCUAGAGAUGAAAGGAAAUAGCAAUCAAUUUUUGUCAUAAAGCAAGUCACAACUACAAUAUCCAAAUACAGUGUUUGGUUGAGUAGGCUUGUCUGUGAAAGAGGAUGCUGGAUGACUAACAGUGUAUGCUUCCAUUUUUCUGACUGGUUCACAUUGUCUCCUUUAAAAGUUAUGUCUAGACAGGUGAAACUGAAUGACUCAGCAAAUUCACCCCCAUUGCAGCGUCACUGAUUGUUACUACCAAAUUCUGUUGAGGAAGGGAAGCGGGGUUCAGUCAGCCCACUCAGAGCGGUCUGUCGUCUGUCCUGCAGCUCCUAGUGUCAGCAUUCCUACAGUCAGACAUCAUAGAGCCAGAGGGGAAAACAGCAACUGUCUCACUCGAUGUAGUGUCUCGUGCAUUGAGUUAAGUGAGCUGAGAUCAUUCGCAAUGGAAACACUUGGCUUAAAACUUUUUGUUUUGUUUGGUGGGUUUAGCUUUCAACUAAAAUCACAAAAUACUGUGGCUUUAUUUUUUGUUGCGGUGCAUAUCUUUCUAUCUCUUGCUAAGAACUACAUUCAUCAAAAAGUAGGUCUUUCCAUGCUUAGUGAUUUAAAUCUUUUGUGGUAAUUGCUUUAAGGAUGUUAAUACCAUAAAUUAUUAUUUUUGAACACAGGUGGAUGUGAAGGAUUUUCAUUUAAAACCGAGUGGUUUUCUCUUUUUCUGUUGGAGAUGAUAAAAAUUUGGCACAAGUGUGUAUAGAUUUCACCUUGUAUUUGGACAAGGAGGAGUUUACUCCUCAGGUACUUGUGUACAAGUGUGCUGGCUAUGGUUAUUUCAGCCGUAAGUUGGGCUGCAAACACAUUCUGUGGAAAUCGGACCUCCUGCCGGUGGUUCUUAUAGCUCCUUUCUGUACCCUUCCUCUCCGGUUGCAUCUCUGCUGCUGCAUGGAGUGGUCAUUUCACAGUGUAUUUAUGAGCCACCUCAGGGCACCCACGUGUCUACCAGUUAGCAGAACCUGAAGCUGCCUCACAGGCUCCACCUCACGGCUUUCCCCUCUGCAGAUGAAGACAAUGGGAGGGGAAGAGGGGAACUGAUGGAUGGGCUUGUGUUGAGUUUUAUUUAUUUUUAAUCCCUCUCCUCAAGUCUGCAGUCUCUGAGGUUAGAACAGUGGGGCAGUAUGAGAUAAUCGUGCCUAAUCAUGUUGUGAUUCUUUCCUAGCAGAAUGGAAUGUUCUGCUCCCACAAGAAGGGUUAGACUUCAUAGACUUGUCUUAUUUAGGUUCAUAAUUGCCCACUGUACUGUAAUUCAUAUUUCAGUUCCAUGUAUUUUUGUUACACAUUUUCUAAAAUAAUAAAACAAUGUGAAACAUUUAAA
Dipodomys spectabilis (banner-tailed kangaroo rat) is the source of this 3471-nucleotide messenger RNA. RefSeq names its product thioredoxin reductase 1 (gene Txnrd1). Bases 227 to 1720 code for a protein of 497 amino acids. The record is from RefSeq and is a predicted model, not a curated record. The transcript has 14 exons. NCBI's taxonomy places the organism in Eukaryota, Metazoa, Chordata, Mammalia, Rodentia, Heteromyidae. Gene Ontology annotation, biological process: glutathione metabolic process; cellular response to oxidative stress; cell redox homeostasis. Gene Ontology annotation, molecular function: flavin adenine dinucleotide binding; glutathione-disulfide reductase (NADPH) activity; thioredoxin-disulfide reductase (NADPH) activity. Gene Ontology annotation, cellular component: mitochondrion; cytosol.